This is a messenger RNA of Emericellopsis cladophorae, 759 nucleotides long. RefSeq lists its product as uncharacterized. The transcript has 3 exons. The record is from RefSeq and is a predicted model, not a curated record. Bases 1 to 759 code for a protein of 252 amino acids. Lineage: Eukaryota; Fungi; Ascomycota; Sordariomycetes; Hypocreales; Bionectriaceae.
AUGAGUACAUCCUCUGAACCGAACCAGAAUAUCCGGGGAUACGAGCCUGGCGAAAUCGCCGCCAAGGGCUGCGUCACUGUCGACAUUGUGAUCGCUGACUUGGGCGUCACUCUCCAGGCACUCAUCGAUUCUCAAUAUGUCGACAGCAAGACCAUGUCCCACAGACCAGGGAUAAUCCUCAAAUAUCUCCCCUAUCUAUACGACGGAAUCACCGGAAAGCUACUCACGGGCGGGCUGUACCUGUUUGACACGUACGAGGAUGCAAAGGACUAUAUACGCUGGGCAAGCGAGGAAUUCGAAGUCGGCGAGCCAAAGGUCAAGUUCACCGAGCAGCCCAUGUUCAAAUCCUUCACGGACCAGGUCUGGAAGACCUGGUCCUGCUCCGAGCCAGACGCCGAACCCAAGCUCCAGUCGCUGUACGCAAAGGUGAAGAAUGCUGCAGAGACUGGAAACGCCGCGUCCGUGUGGCUUCUCUACGAUCCCAGCACGAGGAAAGUUGGGCUGCAGUUGGCGUUUAGGAAACAAGGCGUAGCCGAGCCUUCGGCGGCAGCACGAGAUCUCCGCGAUGCAGGCUGGACCGCUUUGGGGGAUGUCUUGUCCCAGCAGCUCCAUCUGAAGCCCUUGUUUGACAGAACGGGCGUGCUGCUGACGUUGUGGUUGCCCAGGUCGAGGGCGGCGGGUGGCUCGGAACUGGCGAUCCCUUACUAUCCCGUGGUUCCCGACAUCAGCCAUAAUUACUUCAGAGGUUCCACGCACUAG